Truncatella angustata is the source of this 408-nucleotide messenger RNA. RefSeq lists its product as uncharacterized. The record is from RefSeq and is a predicted model, not a curated record. The transcript has a single exon. Lineage: Eukaryota; Fungi; Ascomycota; Sordariomycetes; Amphisphaeriales; Sporocadaceae. Bases 1 to 408 code for a protein of 135 amino acids.
AUGAUUACAGAACUACAAGAAAGAAACAGCGCACCACGUGAUCAUAUACUUUUUGGAUUGUUUUUAGUUGUCGAAAGCCAUACGAUAAACCCGACCCCCGAGGAGGAGAUGCCCAGCAUAAUCGAUCAGACAACCGGGAAGGAGUUCAAACCCAACUUGCUCAUCAGCACCAAGAACCUCACGAGAGGACUGGGAGGUCAGAUCAGGGAGAUGGCGGCCAUCACGUCGAUGUUCGAAUCCAUAGAGGCGUUCAGAACCAAGGGCAUGACCAAGCCCAGGAACCCGAUGAUCUUGACGUUCGAGGAUCAGAAGAAGGUCAAGCCGAAGUUGCCAAACGGCCCGGUUUUGAUCAACGGCAAGAGACUCAGCAUCAGGGACACCAACGGCUCCAUCAGGGAGCUUGAUUAA